GCAGUCAUUGUGUAAUGCGUCAUCUAGUGGCGGACUGGUCGUACUUGCGGACGUCGGAAGCUGAGUGUAGUUUUGAAAUGUUCGGAUGGUCGUAAAUGCAACCAUUGACCCCUCUCACAUACCCGGAACAACAACAGAGUUCAGCGCUUUCUAUCUAAGAGUCGUAGACGUUUUCACGCCCUCGCGAAAUUAUAAAAAGGUUAAAACAUGAGCAAAAGUUUGGGAUUUGUGCUCAGUGAUUGUUAAAUACAGUUGUCCUACAUGGGUUCUUCAGCUCGUCUAAAACAUCUCAUACAUGAGAAUGGGCCUUUGAUUUUAGAUGGUGGACUGGCAACUGAUCUUGAAUCGCAUGGAGCCAAACUGCAGGGAGAUCCUUUAUGGAGUGCCAGGCUUUUGCACACUAAUCCCCAGGCCAUAAAAGAUGCCCAUCACAGGUUUCUCCUCAGCGGUGCUGAUAUCAUCACCACCGCGACCUACCAGGCGAGUAUCCCGGGGUUCAUCAGCCACUUGGACGUUAGCGCUGACCGCGCCCGGGAGCUGCUCAUGUCCGGAGUUCAUCUGGCAAAGGAGACGGUUAAGAUAUUCCAAUCUGGGCAGACGUGUCCCUUGGUGGCAGGCUCAGUUGGACCGUAUGGGGCUUUUCUGCAUGACGGAUCAGAGUACUCUGGGGAUUAUGCAGAGGAGAUGAGUGUUGAAGAGCUUAAAAGCUGGCACCGACCGCAGGUUGAGAGUUUAGGAGCAGCAGGAGCUGAUCUCAUCGCUUUUGAGACAAUCCCGAGUAUCAAAGAAGCCCAGGCCGUGGUGGAGCUGCUGAGAGAGUUCCCAAACUUAAACGCCUGGCUCUCCUUCUCCUGCAAGGAUGAGAAGCAUAUUUCAGAUGGGAGCCCCUUCAGAGAUGCGGUGCAGGUUGCGGGCAGAUGUGGCCAGCUGCUGGCCGUGGGGGUGAACUGCUGCCAGCCCUCUCUGGUGGAGCCGCUGCUGGCCUCCGCCCUGUCGCUUCUCGGCCCAGACACGAGCUGGGUGGUGUACCCCAACAGCGGAGAGGAGUGGGACCACCAGCAGCAGGGGUGGGUAACGUCAGCGAAACCCUCGGGAUGGACGUCAGACUUUACCCACACCUGGCUGACCCAGGGAGCCGCCCUGAUAGGUGGAUGCUGCCGUAUCGGUCCUACUCACAUCGCGGAAUUGAGAAAGCAGUUAAAAGGAACCUCUGCAUCUCCGCCCACUGUAGGAAAGUCUUAGUGCUAGUUUUCGGGGUAGCUCUUUACUUAAGUCGUGGGUUCCUUAAUGAAAAACUGCAGAUAAAAAUGUGUGCACACAAAGCCAGAUUUUUUUUGUUGUUGCUAUAUUAGUAAAAUUUAAGCUUUUUGCACGGUGCUCUUUGUAAAAUAAAAUAAUUAUACAAUAGCCCACAAAUUCAGAUGUAUAAUCAGUCUCUUUAAUAACUACAUGGAAGCUAUGCUGCAAUUGAUCAUUUAAGCAAUAAAUAAUAAAUAGUAAUAAAACAACUGUAUAAGAGAAGGGAAGCUUAAACAGAUCUGAAUUAAGGAAUGGGGGCUUUGAGGUGUUUUAUUAUGUAAAAAACUGUGCAUUUAUUUGGGUAUUAAAUUUAUUUUACAAUUACAAACACUUUUGUUUUAAAUUAUUUGAAAGUUUUGUUCUUGUACCCCUGCUCCUUAUAUUGUUAGGAAAUAAAUAAAGGGUGCUUCGCGGU
Molecule: messenger RNA, 1714 nt
Organism: Menidia menidia (Atlantic silverside)
Lineage: Eukaryota; Metazoa; Chordata; Actinopteri; Atheriniformes; Atherinopsidae
Source: the annotation of a GenBank genome assembly